AUGGAUCGCUACACGCCCGAGCUCUCGAUGCUUCGCCUGAAGCGACGCCGAGACGACGACGUCCUGUCCAGCAGUCGCCUUCCGCGAGCGAAGAAGGUCGCGUAUACUCCAACAGGUAUUUUCCACUUUAUGCGUCUCUCAGCAGAGCUCCGCAAUCAAAUCUACGAGUACGCUGUCGCAGAGGUACCCUCUCAGCUACUCACACCAGUCCAUGGACCUCGUGAUCACGGCGCCGCAGGCAUCGCGCUGACACAAGUCUCCCGCCAAGUAACUUAUCAUGUACGUUCCGAGUACCGACCAAUGUGGCUUGAACGCGCCGAGUUCGUCAUUGAUUGGCACUCUGUCCACGCAUUCCUCGAGAGCUUCUACCCGAACGAAGAAGAGUAUGGAAGCGGUCCCAAGAAUCUCAUCAUCCAGUAUGAGACGGCUUUCGACUGCACGCUCGAUCGACCAACGGAGAUCAUCCAUCUAGUGCGAUUGGGCUUGGCCUUCAAGGGACUAGAAGUACGCAUUAUCCAUUUCGAUGAUUGUGCUCCUGCCGGAGUCUCCAUCACCAAGCUGGUACAGUAUGGUGGUUUUACACGUCUCGAAACUGAAGACACUGCGCUAGUCAAGGAAGCGAAGCGGAAGUGGCGCGUUGCUGUCCAGGAGUACGAGGUGGAGAGUGUAGCCAUCACUAUGCAAUAUCCGGAAGAAGCCGUGGAUGUUCAAGUUAAGUUCAGCGAGCAGCUCGCCUCAACGACGGGUACUACCGAUCUUGACGGCCUAUGGGACGAGAUCAUGGUUAUCGUGUCCUAUACCAGCGCUGUUGGCGACGCGCUCGCAGCCAUGCGACUCCACGAUGCUCCAAUCACCUCCGGGUCGACCAAUGGACACCACUUCCGCUUCUUAGACCUCGCUGCAGAACUUCGGAACCGCAUCUAUGAAUACGCUGCCGAGGCACCGCCGCGCAACAUCAUACCCAAGCCUGGCAACCCACCCACCAUCAGUCUCACUCAAGUCUGCCGACAAAUUCGCGAUGAAUUCAGGAAGAUCUACAUGCAAAACCUCCCCUUCACAGUCAGAGGCAAGGACAUCAAGGGUUUCACGAACGCGUUCUUUGCGUCGGGCCAUACGAACCAGCGGGUACUCGAUGGGCAACGCCCCACGCGCGUCAUUUACCUUUAUCCGCCUUUGAGGAAUGUGGACAUAUUACCUCUCCUGGAAGUUAAGAUAGCGUUCCCGCAAACCGAGAUCACCGUCAUCCCCGAUCCUGCAGAUAUCGAAGAGCAUUUCUAUCCCCCCUUCAGUCCCCUCCCAAAAUGGCCCACGACCCUGUCAGCAGGCGCGACCGCGGAGAUCACUUUCGUUUCCUGGAUCUACCAGCAGUUGCGCAAUCGUAUCUAUGACUUCGCUGCUGAGACCGAAGCCAACCAACCUCGCUGCGUACUGCCAUGUCUUGCGCUUGCGCAGAGCUGUCAACAGCUUCGUACCGAGUAUCGAUCUAUCUGUCUGAAGCGAGACAUCGUCAUCGAUUGGAAGGCGGUUCCCGGUUACAUGCGCACCUUCUUCCCCACCGUCAACGGCAAGAUCGAGAAUGUUGAGCUUGCACCAGCGAACAUGACCAUAGUCACUCCAUGGCGCGGCAAGGCGGAGGAUACGGGUGAUGAGCUUGACUUACUACCGUUGGUCAAAUUUGGCCUCUGUAGACCAAACUUCGCCUGUCACUUCAUCCACGACACGAAAAUCCUGGAACGUGCCGAGAAAGAGGCAGAUACAAAUCCACAUAGUGAUGGACGUAAUUUCAGAGGCUACAUCAAUGAAGACACCGAGGCUCUAGAAGGGAUGAUGCGCAGUCGUAACCCAAAUUGGCUGUCCGAUAUCGAAACCGGUGUUAUUACCAAGCUCGUUGCUUUCAAUCUCGGCGUUAGCGAUCCGCCGCAAGCAACGUUCUACAUGAAACCGUCGUCAUCCGCCUGGAAAAUGUAUGAUGAAAGCAACGAAGAAAACAUGUUCAUGGAGUUCUACUUCGAACGUAUCGGUGUCGAUGAAGUUUGGGGAGUCGUCAGAGAAUUUGAGAGGUUUCCUGAAAUAAAGUUUGAGUGA
This is a messenger RNA of Alternaria ethzedia, 2085 nucleotides long. RefSeq lists its product as uncharacterized. The transcript is spliced from 7 exons. The record is from RefSeq and is a predicted model, not a curated record. Lineage: Eukaryota; Fungi; Ascomycota; Dothideomycetes; Pleosporales; Pleosporaceae. Bases 1 to 2085 code for a protein of 694 amino acids.